GUAUUUUAUAUGUCAUUUUAGGAAUUUGAUAAAAAUUUAUUUGCUGACAGGUAUAAUAAUCUCAAUGGUCAUAUAGUCGGCGAACUUGUAAAACUGUAAGAUUGUAGAGCGUGGUAAUGUCGGUAUGUAAAAAUUUGAUGCACACACGUUACACGCAAAUCUGUUUGCAGCGAUUGAUUCCGGUUAAACUAAUUAUAUUUGUUGUAACGACCGAAGCAAUUUUCCGCGAAUCUACCGAUCUCUGGGAAUUCUAAAUAGUUAUGUUGAUGCCUGGAAAAAUAAUAGAAACAUUCAUCGUAAUGUAUUAUUAUAUUAAGCGAUGUGUUUUCUUCAUACGCCUUUGCUUAAACUAAUGAUAUGAGGUCGACACGAUUAAAACCAAAGUGCGGUGAGAGGGGACCAUCACCUAGCCAGUAGCGUGGUCGCGGUUGAGGAUAACGCAGCGUGGUCAGACUUGCGUUUAAAAUCUGCGACGGUAUUUCAAUGAUUGGAUACUUGACGGUAAUGGUAUUCACAAUAAAAUCAUUCCAAUGAUACGUACUGCAAUUCAUAGUGCAGAAACAGUGAUAGAAAUAACCGUAAGCGGCGCGAUAUUCAGUCUUCAAUGAAACACCCGGUGGAAUAGAUUAGGAUCUACAGAUUAACGAAUAGUGGUUGCUAUGGGUUUCGAUUCUGAUGACGAUUUUGUGUAUAGGUGUGAAUUGCACUCGAGGAGAAGUUACGCUUCGACGUUGAUCUGAAACACUCACGCCUCGUCUUUAUGACGAUGAUGCCAAAUGAUCGUAGUUGAUUGAAGUCCAGUUGAAGGAUGUGUGAUAUUUAUACAGACAGCGUUAUGUUGAUGUGAGAUUUUUUGUGCGAAUCUUCAGCUUGGAAUCCCUACUUCGUUCGACAAAUCCGUCAACUUUAUAAGGAAGGAAUUGCGAGUACAUUUUGAUUCGCCUUCACCGUUCAACAUUCACUUUUAAAACAAACUCGCAACAAUGGACUUCGACGAAGUCCUCGAAGAACUUGGAGAACUUGGGAGGUUCCAGUUGACAAAUUAUAUUUUGGUUUGUUUGCCGGUAUUUUUCAGUGCUGCUAAUAGCCUCUCAUACGUGUUUGUUGCUGGAACGCCAGAUUACAGAUGCCGUAUAGAGGGAUGCGAUGAUCGUAUUUCACCGGACUAUUCAGCAUCCUGGGUGAACCGUGCAAUUCCUGACUUGGAAUACGAGACGGGUACGGCCAAUUCUAAAUAUGUUCCAAGCCAUUGUAGCAUGUACCUCCACGAUAACGCGACCGUCGGUGAAGGAGCUUUUGCAAAUAACGACACCUGCCCGUUGAACUUUUCCACGGAAUCCAUUGUGCAGUGCACCGAAUGGGUUUUUGAUUCGAGGGACUGGACCAUCGUAGGGGAGUGGAAUCUCACGUGUAAUUCCAAUCUAUGGAAACUUUCACUAAUCGGAACGAUACACUUUGCUGGCAUAUUUUGCGGCUCCAUGUUCUUCGGAACGCUUGCGGAUAGGUAUGGCAGAAAACUAAUGUUUAUAGUAAGCAUAAUGCUGAUGACUGCAGCGGGUAUUGGACAAGUGGUGUCAAAUAGCUACGACAUGUUCGCAGUUUUUGUCUACCUAAACGCAGUUGGAACUGCUGGAAUAUAUCCCCUUGCUUUUAUAAUCGGAGUUGAGCUGGUAGGAAGGCGGAAACGAGAACUUUGUGGAAUUGUUCUGAAUUAUUUCUACGCUGUGGGCGAGGCGUUCGUGGCCCUUAUUGCUUGGUGGUUCGGCAGCUGGAGAAUGCUACAGUUGGCGGUGUCUGCACCUGCAGCCAUUUUUUUGUGUUACUACUGGUUCAUACCAGAAUCUGUGCGGUGGUUGCUUGCCAGAAGUGAAAACCGCAAAGCGAAGGACAUUGUCACCAAAGCUGCUAGGGCUAACAAAGUUGUGCUGUCAUCGAGGAUUCUAGAAUCCAUGGAGAAUGCUACAAACGAGGACGAUCAUGAUUCGAAGAAGCCACCGAUGCGGCAGAUGUUGGCUAUGGCCUUGAGUUCCAAAGUUCUGGUUUCACGGACUGUGAUAAUGUUUUACGUUUGGGCAGCCACAGCGUUCGUCUACUAUGGAUUGUCGGUGAACAGCACAAGCCUUUCCGGAGAUAAAUACUGGAAUUUUGCGCUGGUUUGUCUCAUUGAAAUUCCUGGAUGCAUGAUGGCGUUGUUCAUUCUUCCCCGUUUCGGUCGACGGAUAAGCCUCGUGGGGACUUUGAUGAUUUGCUCCAUAACGUGCGGGGCGGGAGCUGUAAUACCCACCUCCGUAUACUGGGCAGCGAUUUUACUGUUCUUGGUCGGCAAAUUGGCAAUUACCGCGUCGUUUGCCGUUCUGUAUGUGUAUACUGCGGAACUUUUCCCAACUGCUAUCCGGAGUUGCGUGGUUGGUUGCAGUUCGACGAUGUCUAGGGUGGGUGCCAUGAUCGCUCCUUUUGCCCCACUGCUGGGAACAGUAUUCCCAGAGUUACCGUUUAUCUGUUUUGCGGCUGCUCCUUUUCUCGCUGCUAUCCUAGCUAUAUUCUUAUUUCCUGAAACUAAGGGGAGGAGACUACCUGAAACUGUCAAGGAAGCUGAGGCUAUAUGACUAACAGUGAAUUAUCAAGGAUACGAAAUGGUUGGCGUAUCAAAGGUUUUACAGGAUGAAGUUUAAUUUAAUUUACUUAGUAAAAAUCGGAUAAACAGGGAGGUCAGAAUAUUUUUACGAGAUGGCAUAUUUGUACAUUAAUAUUUAGUUCUUUUAAUUUAUAUUAUAAUGUGAUGAUUGUUUCGUUGUAACAUUGUGAAAUAUACUGUACAUACUAGCAUA
This is a messenger RNA of Athalia rosae (coleseed sawfly), 2828 nucleotides long. Its product is annotated as organic cation transporter protein-like. The transcript has 8 exons. Lineage: Eukaryota; Metazoa; Arthropoda; Insecta; Hymenoptera; Athaliidae. Bases 984 to 2606 code for a protein of 540 amino acids. Gene Ontology annotation, molecular function: transmembrane transporter activity. Gene Ontology annotation, biological process: transmembrane transport. The record is from RefSeq and is a predicted model, not a curated record. Gene Ontology annotation, cellular component: membrane.